Messenger RNA from Zalophus californianus (California sea lion), 3469 nucleotides. RefSeq names its product BAG cochaperone 1 (gene BAG1). Gene Ontology annotation, cellular component: cytoplasm; membrane; cytosol. Bases 405 to 1028 code for a protein of 207 amino acids. Gene Ontology annotation, biological process: protein stabilization. Gene Ontology annotation, molecular function: protein-folding chaperone binding; adenyl-nucleotide exchange factor activity. The record is from RefSeq and is a predicted model, not a curated record. The transcript has 8 exons. Lineage: Eukaryota; Metazoa; Chordata; Mammalia; Carnivora; Otariidae.
CGCGGAGCGCAGCGCCCACCGCUGGGUGGUCAGCAAGCGCGGGUCUGGCGGAGCGCGGUGGCGCGCGGAGACCGCGAGGCGACCGGGGGCGGCUGGGUCCCCGGCGGCGCGGCCCUCGGCCGGGCCGGGAGACGCGCCAGUCGGUGCCCCAGGCCGAGCGCGGCCCGCCUCCCUCUCAGCGAUCAUCCGUCAGGAGUGCGGCCAGCGGGCAUGCCAGAUCCACCAGGGGCGCCGCCGCCGGCGCUCGCAGGCCGCGGGUGAAGAAAGUGCAGCCUCGCUCGGCCCGGAGCGAAGAGGUGGCCCGGAACGAAGAGGUGGCUCGGAGCGAAGAGGUGGCCCAGAGCGAAGAGGUGGCCCGGAGCGAAGAGGUGGCUCGGAGCGAAGAGGUGGUCCAGAGCGAGGAAAUGGCGGCAGCCGGGCUCAUCGUGACCGUCACCCACAGCAAUGAGAAGCAUGAUCUUCAUGUUACCCCGCAGCAGGGCUAUAGUGAGCCAGUUGUCCAAGACCUGGCCCAGGUUGUUGAAGAGGCCACAGGAGUCCCACUGCCUUUUCAGAAACUUAUAUUUAAGGGAAAAUCUCUGAAGGAAAUGGAGAAGCCAUUGUCAGCACUCGGAAUACAGAAUGGUUGCCGAGUCAUGUUAAUUGGGAAAAAGAACAGUCCAGAGGAAGAGGUUGAACUAAAGAAGUUGAAAGAUUUGGAGAAAUCUGUGGAGAAGAUAGCUGAUCAACUGGAAGAGUUGAAUAAAGAGCUUACUGGAAUCCAACAGGGUUUCCUGGCCAAGGAUUUGCAAGCUGAAGCUCUCUGUAAACUCGAUAGGAGGGUAAAAGCCACAACUGAGCAAUUUAUGAAGAUCUUGGAAGAGAUUGACACACUGAUUCUGCCAGAAAAUUUCAAAGACAGUAGACUGAAAAGGAAGGGUUUGGUGAAAAGGGUUCAGGCAUUCCUAGCUGAGUGUGACACGGUGGAGCAGAACAUCUGCCAGGAGACAGAGCGGCUACAGUCCACGAACUUGGCCCUGGCCGAGUGAGGGCCCUGCAUGAGCUGAUUGAAAACCUCCUCCUGGACUCACUUCCUAGGACACCUCCCCAUGUUCCUGUGCCUCUGCUCUUCCUGCCUGCUCAUUCUUCAGGGCUGGCUCUGCUUCGGCUUAUCGCAUUGCCGUCUAUCUGAAACGUCCUCAUCUCCCUUCUGCUGAUUAGAUCUUCAUUUCAAGGCUCAGAUGCUACUUCCCAGUGAAGCCUUCCCUGAUGUCCCCCAGGGUUUCCCGAGCAGACCUGGAUUUAGGCUCCAGUUUUUGUCCAUUUGGGCUGCUAGAACAAAAGACCAUAAACUGGGUGUCUUAGAAACAACAAACCUUGAUUUCUCACAGUUCCGGGGGCUGGGAAGUCUAAGGUCAUGGUGCUGGCAGAUUUGGUGUCUGGUGAGGGCCCUCUCCCUGCUUCAGAGCUGGUGCCUACUUACUAUGUCCUCACAUGGUUGAAGGGGCAAUGGAGCUUUGUGGGGUCUCUUUUAUAAGGGCACUCAUCCUGUUCAUGAGGGCUGUACCCUUAUGACCUAGUCACCUCCCAAAGGUCCCACCUCCCGAUACCAUAACCUUGGGGAUUAGGAUUUCAGCAUAUGAAUUUUGGGGCCACAAGCAUUCAGGCCACAAACAUAGGAGCUUCUUUCAUACCGCCACAGGCUGUCCCACUCACUGGGUCACUCCUGCCUCUCAUGGACCUAAGUUCCUUGGGGCUCCUAUGCUUCUGCCCCCAUGUGGCAAUGCCCCCCACAUAGUGGGUGUUCAGGAAUUGACGACUAAAGUGCAUUGUGGGGAGGCGGAGUGCAGAACCCUGUGGUAUCAGAGCUUCUUCCUGGAGGAUGUGGGAAAAGGUUGCAUUUACUCUCAGCCUGCUCUUGAACCCCGUCCUCACUCAGCCCAGGCGGGAAUCUGAAAUGGGCAUAAGGACUGUCUUCCGGACAGGCCUCCUCAGUGUUCCCAAUGGGACAACUGCUCAGGGAAUGGAUGCCAAGCUAGGAGUAAGCAGGUUAGCUGGGCCAGAGCCCCCAGACCCAUUCUCUGUUGCCCCAGCCCUUAGGACUAUGUCCUCAGCUAGGGAAAUGGGAGUGGGACCCGCCAUAAGGUUAGUGACCUUCUAGAAGGGUCCUAAGUAGUCUUCCUGCUUCUCCCUUUAGUCUGUUCUCAACACAGCAACUAGAGUGAUCCUUUUAACACACAACUCUGCUCAAAAUUCUUUUUUUUUUUAAAGAUUUUAUUUUUUAUUUAUUUGACAGAGAGAGACACAGCGAGAGAGGGAACACAAGCAGGGGGAGUGGGAGAGGGAGAAGCAGGCUCCCCGCUGAGCAGGGAGCCCGAUGCGGGGCUCGAUCCCAGGACCCUGGGAUCAUGACCUGAGCCGAAGGCAGAUGCUUAACCGGCUGAGCCACCCAGGCGCCCCUGCUCAGAAUUCUUUAGGGUCUCCCAUUUCGCUCAGAGGGAAAGCCAAGUUCUCAUAUUGGCCUUCAAGGCCUUACCCAGUAUAGUUCCCAGUUGCCUCUGUCAUCCUCUCUCCCAUUGCUCGGCACCCUGCCUCUCAUUCCCAUCCAGCCACACUGGCCUCCUCACCGCACCUCUAACACUCCAGCCAUGCUCCUGCCUCAGGGUCUUUGCCAGUCCCCUCUGUCUGGAACCCUCUUCUCCCAGAUAUCCACACGGCUCACUCCCUUGCCCCCUUCAAGCCUUGCUCUAGGAGAGAACCCCUGAUUUAAUGUGGCAGCCCUCUGUUCACCCUGCCCAAUAUAUUUUUCUUUAGCCUUUGUCACCUUCUAACAUUGCACCUAUCUUGUUGUCUAUUCCCUUCCAUCCUACCCCAUUGGAUUUAAGCUCCAUCAGGGUAGUUCUCUUUCUAUUUGCUCACUGAUACGUCUUAAGGGCCCAGAACAAUGCCUGAUAUAUGGUCGGUGUGAGGCCACAGAGGUGUUCCAGGCCUUGAGAAGGCCCCACUCCAGCAUGUGUCCGGCCCGGGACAAGGGCUACCCUUGGCUCACACAGCUGCUGUCAGUCCCGUAAGCAUCGCCUGUCACAGCAGACAGGAGCUCAGAGGACCCAGGUCAGGCUUCCUUCAGCACCCACUACCUGGCAGCCAGAAGACUUACCUGUCUCUCCAGAGAUAGGCCUGCUCCCUGCUGCUUCCCACAUCUCUCGCCGAGAAGUUGCUUAGAGCAGCUUUGAACUAGGACUUCCUAUGCUACGGCUGGAGAAACAGAGGCCCCAGGAGAGGAGGGGCUUUUGCAAUUUGGGGCCAGAGUCGGGAUUUGAACCCAGGUUUCUUUUCUCCUAGCCCAGGGCUUUUCCCACCACAGUGGAGAGGUACAGAAAGAAGGUAUAGGCAGAAAACCGAGGCCUCACAGGAUGCUCCAGGCCCUGUCUCUGCCCUCACCACAGGCCCAUCUACCAACACCAAGCCACAGAGAAUCCAGGCUCUGUCC